AUGCCCAGUUUUACUGGAGAAAGUGCCAAUGAUGACCACUUACUAAAUUUGUCUCAACUUAAAAAUAUUUUAAGUGGUCUUUCUGCUAAUUUCCCCUUUCACAGCAAUAUUGGCUCAAGCACAGUUAUUACUUCAAAACUCAUCAAAGACCCAAGACUGUUGAAGAGAGAAGAAAGCAUGGGAAAACAGAGUAAUAUAACAGGUUUAAAUGAGGUUUUGGCAUUUGAGAACAACUUAGAUUCUGUUAAUUCAGAAAUAGACUCGUCAUCCAGAUCAACCGAUUUUGUAUCCUCAUCUGAAAUUCUACAUGAUAAUCAUGCUCUUCUUACUAAUUGUUUUGAUGCCCCCUGCUUCAAAAUUCCUUUUGAUGGUCCACAAUCUCAGAUUCAUGACACAUGCUGCAAGGACUGUGCAGCUCCCAAUAAAAUUACAGUGGCAGAAGAAUGUAAGGGUCAAGACCAAUUUUCCUUCCCAAUUUCUUUGUCAAAGAUAGUUUCAGAAGUUGAGAAUCAAAAAUACAGUGAGGAAAAAGACCACAGAUCCCAACCAAAACAGGUGAAUAAUUAUAUAGAUGACUACAAAAGUUAUAUGUCUCAAGAAUUACAGUCUACUAGUUUAAAACCUGAAUAUCAUAGUGGUUAUCAGAGGUCAACAGUUUCUCUAUUUCAAAAUAAAGAAAACAUAGAUAAGUAUAUUGAAAAUAUUGGAAAUAUAAAGAGCCUUAAAACUGAUCCAAAAGAUAAUUCCGUGUGUGGAGAAAAGCAACAGUUAGAGGAAACUGAUCAUUUUUCUAAUAAAACAAAAGUAAGUCAAAUAGACAAUUAUAUUUCAUUGCACCAAGAACAAGAACUUCCUGAAAGUAAGAGUCUCAGUUCUUCAAGGAAAAGCUGUGAUCAGCUAUUAAUUAGUCAAGAGGUAGAAAUACCAGUCUCUACCACAAAGAAUAACUAUGAACUGGAGGAUCAAGCUGUGGAAUUACAAAAUAAUCUUGCUCCAGGUAUAGAGCGUUUUUUGCAGAAUUACCCACAACAUUGUGUGGAGUCUGAAAAGACUAACAUUCAUACAAGUUUUGUCAUUUCUCAAAAACAAAUGGAACUUGAAAGGGAAAAAGCAAAUCAGGAUUAUGUUAGCAUGAUGACUGACGUUUUCCAGGAAGCAACCGAAAUUUCCCAGACCAAAGAACUGCAGACUGAUAGAGUUGUUUCAUCCUGUGACAUUGAAACAACAGCUAAUAAUUUCAGCUACUGUGUAACUAAACAUUUAUGUGUCCAUGGGAAAAAUGAACAUGAACUAAUGUCAUUAGAGGACAAUCAGAAAAAUGGAAAAGAUACUGCUAUUGAAGACAAUCAAGAUCGUCUUUUCUUUGAUACACAGCCGAACAAUAAGAUAUCCCUGAAAAUUUAUUUCAAGGAACAAAAAGAAAACCAACGUGACACUAAACAGAAAGACAUUGCUUCAUCUAUAGAGGACAUCAUAGAGAACAUUUAUAGAGAUGAGCGGCAGUUUUUCAAUAUAGACAAGAUUUUUUCCAACGUAGAAAAAAAGAGGGUACAUAAAAAUUGCAAUAAUGAAGAAAUGCUGAUAUCCAAAGAAUUUUCUCCACUUAGCAUGAUGUGGGAAGAAAAUUACUUACCAACAGAAGCUACAUCAAAAGGAAAUGAAGAUAGUGUCCCUGCCUUAAACCAAGAAGUUAAUAAACAUAAUGGAAGUCAUCUCGAGCAUUUGGCUUCAACAGUGCGGCCUGAAGUGUCAAGUUCUUCAGUGUGUGCAGACUCAGAUGUUGAAAUACAAACUAGUACUGCUACUGCUGCUGCUACUGUACCUGCUUUAUGCACAAAUCAUGAUGCUCCCCAAAGAUAUUUGUUUAAAAAAACUUGUUCUGAAAGUACAGAUUUUGGUUUGCUCAUAAAUUCUAGGAUUUCUGAUUGUGAAAUUGAUAGAAAUAAAGUACAAGAGUCUAUUCAUCCCUCAAUAAUAAAUAAGAACUUUGUUAUUGAAAAUUUGGAUAUGGAAAAUGAGAUUGAAGUGGGAACAGAAGAGUGUGAUAAUGCUUUUCUCUGUCAGCACGAUCCUCUUAGCUGUGAAAAUGUGCUUAGUGAAGAAUUAAGGACCUCAUAUGAAGCUCUGGAGUCUCGUAUUGACUGGGAAUUUCUAUUAGGAAGCAAAAACUAUGAUGCAGAAACAUUGGCAAGCUUCACAAGAAGAGAAGCUAAAGCUCAGCAUUACACUCAGGAAAGUAAAUGUUUUUUUUAUUCUGCUCCGAAAACCACAGCAGAGAUUCUUAAUCCAGUUUUGCUUCCAGAUCUACAAAUUAGUGUCACUAAUAAAUUUAGGCCAGGAUUCAACCCUAUUGCUGAUUCUUAUGAAUUGAAAGAUAAUUUUUACAAACGUACAACUGUAAUCCCAGAACCAGAAAUAAAGGAGGAGGAAAAGAGCCCAAGAUUAGGAAUCUGUUCGCACUCUGCCAGUGAAAAUUCUGAUUAUCCAUGUGAGGAUAAAGUUCCUAACAUAAUGCAAGACUUAGAACUAAUGGGUAAAUCUGGAACUUCCCGUUCUGUUGAAUUAAGUCAGAACACACACACGAAUCACAUGUCUGAAAAAGCAGAAACUUCAGAUGUCACAAAUAAUGAAAGCAGGGGUUCUUUUGCAGAAUCAAAAACUGACUAUAAUGAUAAUAAAAGUAAGAAGCACAUGGAAUCAAGAAGUAGCAAAAGAAAAGUGGAGUCAUCUUGUAAAGACCAAAACAUAGAACGUAAAGAAUUAAGACAUCAAGAAAGGUACCCAAAAAGGAGGAGGCUAACUAGCCAAGAUUCCUCUGAAUGUUUUUCUUCAUUAUCCCAAGGACGAAUUAAAACUUUUGCACAGUCCGAGAAGUAUAUUCGUAGUGUCUUGGAUAUUUUACAUAGUGAAGCUUCAUUAUGCAAAAGCAGACGUCUUUCCAGGAGACUUGACAGAGCUGUUCUUCACUUAAAGAAAGCUCACAGACGAGUGUACACAUCCUUGGAACUAAUAGCUAAAGUAGGAGAAAAAAGAAAAGGCCAGUUGCCAAAAUCAUACGCAAUAAUAUGCAAUAAUUUCUGGGAGAGUUGUGACCUUGAAGGUUAUAGUUCUGUAUGUGAAAGAAAAUACUAUUCCACUGAACAUUUUUUUUCAAAAAGAAAAAAUGACAAAGAGGAUGAGAGGAGAGCGUUAGCCCUGGGCGUAGGGAAACCGUUAUCUUGUGUGUCAAAGCCCAAGCCUAACAGAAGAAACAGAGAGAAUAUCACAGCACACCUUUCUAAGAAAAGUUUGGUCAACAGUGUUUCCAAAAGUUGUACAACUAUUCAUGUGGAAGAAUUUUCUAGUGAGGAGCAGUAUCCUGAAUCACAGUUAGGCCUCAAGUCAACCUUCCGAGGUGCAGAACAUUCAGCUUAUAAUAACAGUAGUAUGAAACUUUCAAGACCUUCAGAACUUCAACCUUUUUCUAGAGAAACUACAUGUCUAUUUUCAGCAGACCAUCAAGAUAAGCUUCUUGAAAAAGAAAGUCAAGUCGAUGUUAAUUUUUUAGCUAAUAUUAGCAAAUACAAAAACCUUGAGAACCACUCAACACAUACUAAUAUUAAGGAUCUAUCAAAAGAAGUCAAUUCCAUAGCUGGUGAAAUAAAAGAAAGUAAGUCAGUAUCUUUAAGUUGCUUAAAAGAACAUGAGUGUGUAAGUAUGGACAAAAAUAAUGAUUCAACUCCUAAAGCUCACACAGGGGCAAAAACUGGUGUACUUAUUUCAGUCUUGGAAGCAAAUGGAGAGCAAUGUUUGAAUGUUGAUACUUGCAAACCAGAUCAUCUUUUACUGGAUUGUAAAAGAAGCGUGGAAAUGAAUUUUCCGAAAGAAAAACGUACAGCUCCUGGUGAGGGUGCUAAAGGAAACACUACCACAGCAAACCUUCCUGUAGACCCAUUAAACCUAACUCUGAAAGCAAGCAGAAAGUCUAAUAGUAUUCCUCAGUUUUCAGCUGCUCCAAUGAUAGCUGCUGAGGGCGAAUCUUCAACACGCUAUUUGGAUAAACAGAGGAUUUUGGCUAUGGAUUCUUAUGCAGCACCCACUGCUGUAUCCCAUUGUCAGCCAGAAUGCGAUGGAAAGGGGGUUCCAAAGGUAGAGCAGUGCACCCGGAUACAUGAGAAUGGCUCAGAUGUUUCUCAGAAUUCCAUCUUGAACCUGACAUCAGUAAAUGGAGAUACUAAAAGUUGUGCAAAAAAUGCGAAGACAUUAUUUUCUAAUGAAAAUUCUCUGCUUUUAACACAGAAUACCGAGGCUUUGUCUUCGAAACAGCAUAUUGCAGAGAAAAAUGUUCAGGACAGAAAAAUGUGGAGUAUUAGACAAACAGAAAAAGUGAAAGAUUUGAUUGGAGAUGUAUACCACAAAAAUGGCAUGGCAGAAGAAUCAUCUUGUAGGACUGAGUACAAAAAUCAAAAGAUCUUAGAUAAACCCUCCCUCUUAGGGGAAAAAACAACUGAAAAGAACUUGAUUGAGUCACAUCUAGGCAAUAAAAUUUCCACUUUUUUUAAGGCAUUUUGUGUGAAUAAUGCCAUUCCUAAUCCAUUUAACAAAGGACAGGACAGUAAGGACACUAAAGUUAGCAACUUUCAGUCUGAUUCCAGAGUGCUUUCAGAAAUAACAUGUAAUUUCAAACCAGGCUCUAUAGGCAUUAACAAUACACCCACUUUGCAUACCCACCCAGGAGCCUCAAAAAUCACUGAUCUUCAGAAGAAGCCUAUCUCAUACAUUAGUGACUCAAAAGAAGUGGAGAGCUCUGACAUAACUAAGCUGUCUCAGAUUUUGCAGAGAGCAGAUGAAGCAUCAUCUUUGCAGAUUCUACAGGAAGAAACAAAGGUUUGUCAAAGUAUUUUACCUUCCUUUGUUAAAGCUUUUGAGAAAUACCAAGAAUGUUCCCUUGAGCAAAUCUUAGUUUCACGAGAACUACUGGUACAACAAAACCAGUGGAGUAAUUGUAAAAGUAAAUUAAAACCAUCUGCUAUUGACUCUUUGGUAGAACUCCAAAUGAUGAUGGAAACGAUUCAAUUCAUUGAAAACAAAAAAAGACUUUUAGGGGAUGAGCCAACAUUCCGAAGCCUGCUUUGGUAUGAUGAGACGCUGUACAGUGAGUUACUUGGGGGACCACGUGGUUAUCAACAACAGUCCAAUUUUUACCCUGGGUUUCAAGGAAGGUUAAAAUAUAAUGCAUUCUGUGAGUUACAGAAAUACCAUGAUCAGUUAAUUGAAUUGAUGGAAGAAACAAAAAAGGAGGAAAAUUCAUACUAUGCAUUCUUAAAAUACAAACGCCAGGUUAAAGAGUGUGAAGCAAUAAUGAAUCAUUGUUCUGAUUGCUUUGACUUUUCUCUUUCCAUUCCAUUUACCUGUGGCGUGAAUUUUGGUGAUAAUUUAGGAGACCUAGAAGCUUUAAGAAAAUACACUUUACAGCUGAUCGAUGUCCAUGGCAAGCCUCCUAAAGUUAGUUCGUAUCCAGGGAAACAAGACCACUUGUGGAUCGUUAUAGAAAUGAUCUCCUCAAAAGUUAAUUUUAUCAAGAGCAGUGAAGCAGUAAGUAUUAAAAUAUCUCUUUAUGGUUUGGAACAUAUUUUUUUUGAUGCUGCCAAAAGUCUUGUGUGGGAGGAGAAAAAACAAACUCUGAAAAAAUGCUCACGAAAAAAGUACAAAGAGAUGCUACUGGAAAUUAAUCAAAAAUCUUUUUCAAAGAUGCAGCAAAUAUAUAAUACUUUGUCUAAAGAUUUAAGUAGUGAACAGGUUUCCAUUAGUGGACUGGAGGAUGCCAUGAUUGCUUGCAAGAAGUCAGAUACGCUAUUUAAUAAAGCAGCAGUAAAAAGAGAAAGCUAUAGACUGACCAGUAUUUUGCCUUCACAUCCAGAUAUUUGUUGUAUAAGUGAAAUAUUAGAUCAAGCUGAAUCUGCAGACUUGAAAAAAUUACAAGAACUCGCUUUGAAGUGUUCUAAUCACCUGGAAAAUCUAAAAAAUUACUUUGCGAUGUUGCAAAAAAAUAAUAUAGACAGUAUUUUUAUCACAGAAGAUAAUGUUUUGGACAUUGUGAAAAAUCAUAAGCAUGAAGCUGUCAUUUUAAAGCCUGAAGCUGUUGAAACGUAUCUUGAAAUAGUCAUGACAUUAGAAACUGUACAUUUCUUGCAAAACUCAAUGUCAAGGAAACUAGAAAAGCAGCAGUUUCGAGGUAUGCUUUGGUUUGAUUUGUCACUUCUACCAGAUCUGAUUCACUGCCAAGAAGAAAUGGCUUGUUUUUCAUUUCUUGAAGAGAAUUCCACAGAUUACCUUUGGAAAGCAGUGGAGAUUGAUAUAUCUGAACUCAAGAAAGAACUUGAUGUUGAGUGUAAUGAAGCUGUUAAUUGUUCAUAUGCUUUUCAUUUGCUAUCAAGAGAAUUUGAAGAAAUUUCAGAAAUAAAAAAACUCCUGAAAGAGUCUAAGUGUUCCAUUUCCACAUACAUUAACUUCAUGCCGUGUAUAGCAUCUGUAAACUAUGGAAGCACUGUGAAGGAGUUAGAAUACAACUAUAAUCAGUUUUCUGCACUGCUCGAAAAUACAGUGGCUGCUCCUCGAAAAGAUUUAGGGAAAAUGGCCCAUAUUAUGAAAGUUAUGAAAACUAUUGAUUAUAUGAAGAUUAUAUGUGCUAAAAAUGCAGAAUUAAGCAUUUCCUUUCUCCUUUGCCAAAUGCUAUAUAACCGAAAUAAAACUUUACAAUUGAAGACAAAAGAAAAAUUUACUCAAAUUAUAAACCGUGAGAAGAGCAUUAAUAAAUCCAGUACUUGUAUGAAGAUGCCCUCAGAGUAUAUUGUAAAUUCCCCUAAAAAAAGACGUAUCCUUGUAGACAGAGAUGAACACUCUCAGGAACAAGAGAACGACCUCACUCUUUCCAGUUCUAAAAAGCAAAAGAUGAACAAAGAUGACACAGAAAUCAGCAAAGAAAAAGAAAGAGUCAAGAAUCCAAGGUAAGACAUCUGGACUACAACAUCUCAUCCCCAACGUGAAAACAAAAUAGGACCAAGUGCAUCCGAUCAUCUGAGAAGAAACUGUGUGUCUCCAAAAAUAGUUGAAAUCCCAAGAUCACCACCUCGCUCACUUGUUGCUUUAAAGAACUCAGAAUGCAGUUGCAUGUCAGAUUUGGAAAGCAAAGUAGAUUUAAAUAAUAUUUUAUCUGUUAGGUCAGAAACCUUCACUGGGAAUCAGACAAAUGGCAUGAAGGAAAGAAGUGUGAAUUUUAGUGCAGCUGGGGGAAAAAGUGAAAAGAAAAAUGGUGCUUAUUUUGCAGUUUGUGACCACAAAAGUGUAGGCAACAAAUUUUCAAAAGACUGUGAUAUGCCUUCACAAGAAGUUCUUACAGCUUCCCCAGCUCCUGCAAAGAACAUAAAACCAGGAACUGAGACUUCUUUUCUUCCCAGAACAGCAGUACUCUCAAAGCCUGUAUUCCAUCCUGUGAAGGAGAGCCAUAGCCAUCUAGAAAUAAAUGACCCUAGCCUUGAACUUGAAGGUAAUGAAGCACUAAAUCCAUCUGUUAAAAGCUUCACAUGCAACAAUUCCCAAGAACCUACACUAAUUCAGAACAUAAUUCCUAUUCAAGUAAACAAAACAAAGCCUGAAAAAACUGAAUCAGAGGACAAUUAUAUGAAAGAGACAUUGAAUCCCAGCACUAUUCCUGUUGGAGCAUCUGAGAGCUUAACUCUUAAUAGGAAUCAGGUACCCAAGUACUCUCUCUCUGAACAGAGUAGUGAAAAUUCAAAAGCCCUAACUCAAAAUGCCUCCAUCUAUUGGAAUCAAUAUCCUCAACCAGCUUAUACCUCUAUAAGUAGUUCUUCUGAAUAUUCACACAGAACUCCAUAUCCUUACUAUUCUUGGAGUGUUUAUCAUUAUAGUAAUAUCAAUGGCAAUUCUAUAACCCGAACAUACCAGGGGAUAACAUCUUAUGAAGCACAACCUCAGCAUCCAGGGAUAUCAAAUACAAUGGCAAGUAGUGUCCAGAACACACAUUCUAAUUUUUUUUGCUCUCAAUAUUUUAGUUACUUUGCUGGGGAGCCACAAGUUGAUGGUUUUGGUCCAGUGAAUGGGUAUUUCCAAUCUCAGAUGCCAAUUUCUUACAAUUUUCAGCAGCCAAUUUUUCCACAGUUAGUUUCCAGUCAGCCUUUACCACAGGCUUCAUACCCGUACCCUCCUCCUGGUGUGCUUCCAGACGCUCCUUGGGCCUAUGGCGGCGGGGACAGCAGCGGGAGCUACAAUCUGCUCUUCCCGGGUUCCCGCUGCGGUAUCUACAUGGGGCUGGUCUGUGGCGUCGGUGCGCACUGA
Elephantulus edwardii (Cape elephant shrew) is the source of this 8334-nucleotide messenger RNA. RefSeq names its product testis-expressed sequence 15 protein-like. Gene Ontology annotation, biological process: male meiotic nuclear division; synaptonemal complex assembly; regulation of double-strand break repair via homologous recombination. Lineage: Eukaryota; Metazoa; Chordata; Mammalia; Macroscelidea; Macroscelididae. The record is from RefSeq and is a predicted model, not a curated record. The transcript has 5 exons. Gene Ontology annotation, cellular component: nucleus.